Adineta steineri is the source of this 1158-nucleotide messenger RNA. NCBI's taxonomy places the organism in Eukaryota, Metazoa, Rotifera, Eurotatoria, Adinetida, Adinetidae. The record is from the annotation of a GenBank genome assembly.
AUGUAUUUAUUUGAAGCAAUUAAAAAGAAUGAUGACAAAAGCGUUGAACAAGAUACAUCGAAAAUAACAACGACUACGGAUAUAUCGUAUGGAAAAAGUGAAUUCGAUAUAAUACCAAGUCGAAAUUUUCAAUUGGAUUCUACAUUAACAUGUAAUAGUGAAGAUAAAAUAUUAUAUGAUGGAUAUAUCACAAGCAUCAAUAUAUCUCUCGAUACUUUCUUUAAUAAGUUCGGUACAACCGAUAAUCAACUUCACUUUGUUACAAUACUAGAUAGCCAAAUCUUAUCUACAUGGAAGGUUACGCCACAAGAUAAUCUUCUUUUUCAUACAUUUGAAAUAUCACCAUGGGAAUUAGUCGUUAAAUCAGGUUCUUUUUUAUGUGUUGCGACAGAUAAUGGUGAUACCUUAUUAACGGGAGAUUCUAGCGUAAUCGACAACAAAAUCAGUGCAACUCAAUCAGGCAAAGCUGUUUCAUUUCCAAACUAUUUUACUCCAUAUAAUAACAUUCAAUCACAAGGGAAUGAAGAAAAUCUUGGCAUUGCAUUAUCAUUUAUUAUUGUUCAUAAUUCUAUGUGGAAUGUAACAACACCAGCAACACCGACAACAACAAUUAUAACACUUAAGCCAGAUACAAACACCAUUUAUGGAUCUUUCAGCGACGAUGUGCUCAAUGAAGGUAUUUCAUUAAACUCCUUAUUUUUAUACAACCGGGACGAUGAAUGCCGUGAAACAGGAUAUCUAGUUCAUAUUAAAAUACAAUUCUGCGCGCCAUUUCUACCGGAAAAUACAUUAGAUGGUGAUCUUUGGUUCUUCAUAGUAAGCUCAGAUGGAUAUAUAAUUUGGAGAUAUUCAGUAAAACUCUUAAAUACAUCAUUGAUUCAAUCAUUUUCAUUUCCUCAACAUAGAAUAUUACUACGAAGCACCCAGUAUUUAGCAGUUGGAACAUUUUCACGGAAUUCUGAUAGAGAUAAUACAAUAUGUUUACGAAAAACAGGAACUGCUUAUUCAUCCGAAAAUAUUGAUAAUACCACUCUUGAUUUUUUUACAUAUGUGAAUUCAGAACCGAUAGAAUCCAAAAUGGGUAUUGCAUUGAGUUUUGUUAUUCUUACUAAUCACGAAACAUCGCUAUUCGACUUUGGUGGUCCAGAUAUUGGAUGA